This is a messenger RNA of Orussus abietinus, 1218 nucleotides long. RefSeq lists its product as uncharacterized. The record is from RefSeq and is a predicted model, not a curated record. Bases 302 to 952 code for a protein of 216 amino acids. The transcript has 4 exons. NCBI's taxonomy places the organism in Eukaryota, Metazoa, Arthropoda, Insecta, Hymenoptera, Orussidae.
GUGAAGUGAAACGCGUCGGGGAACUUAAAAAAUCGUGAAAAAUCAAAAUUUUCAAAGUGUCCGGAUAAUUCCUACGUGCUCACGAGUGAUGUAUCAAAGUUUCGGACAGUUUUAUCCUUAAUACCCUUAAAAAAAAGUGUCUUAUUUGAAUAGACUGAUUUGAGGAGGGUUUCACUUCACCUUAAUCGAAGGCAUGACCACUGAAUUAUCAGAAUUCCUUACAAACGUUGUCUUCCUCCAUUACCGCUUCACGCAGAAUUUAAUCUUAAAUCUGUCUUAAAUUUUAAGGUCAGAGCGGACAAUGAAGGCGAUUUAUCUCUUAUUCUUCGGCAUUGUUGCGGUGAGCGCACAACGACGUCUUGCAUUGCCGGAUCCACGAAGCUGUGCCAAUAGGGUACGUCACGCAAAUUAUCGAGAUGCCAGAGGAGUUGCCCAUACGUAUUUCUUCAGUUGGGAACAUCAACCCACAAGGAACCUCGAAGUGGAUUGGCUGGAUGCUCGCAACAUUUGCCGUCGACACUGCAUGGACGCCGUCUCCUUGGAAACUCCUCAAGAGAACGAGUUCAUUAAGCAGAGGAUCGCACGAGGAAAUGUGAGGUAUAUCUGGACAUCUGGACGCAAGUGCAACUUUAAUGGCUGCGAUCGGCCCGAUCUGCAGCCGCAGAAUAUUAACGGAUGGUUCUGGUCCGGUUCCGGUGCUAAGAUUGGGUCAACCACUCAACGCAAUUCUGGCGAUUGGAGCAACACUGGUGGAUAUGGACAACCUCAACCAGACAACCGCGAAGCUGCUCAGGGUAACGACGAGUCUUGUUUGUCUAUUUUGAACAACUUUUACAAUGAUGGAAUCAAGUGGCACGACGUGGCCUGUCACCAUGUGAAGCCAUUCGUCUGCGAAGACAGCGACGAACUUUUGAGUUUCGUGGCUUCCCGAAACCCAGGGAUCCGUUUGUAAAUUGAAAAUAACACUUUGACAUAAGGCGCGCUAAUGUACGAAUGAAUCACGUCAUUCUAUGAGUAUUGUACUUUUAGUCUUAUUUAUAUUUCACUACUCAGUACUCUCAAUUCGCUCACGUAAAAUAGUUCUUAAGUACACAUCUAUGUAAUAAGAAUAACAUUAGUCACAUGACGUAGCCUCGAAACUGUGCAUACAAUUUUGUAUUUCUUUUCGUACGAAAAUAAAUACUUCAGUAUUUUUAAAGGCAUCGUCUGGAGUUUAUC